UGGCACAGAUGUUGCACAGUGUUCCCCCUGCAUGGUUGUGCAGACAGCAAAGAUCAUCUGUAUCCCAUCCCAGACCACUCCUGUCGAUGUAACGGUCUCAUACAGUAUAUGCCGAGGACGCCUCACUGUAUGUAUGCUAAGAGAACUGUCUCUAGGAGACAUGGGGUCCGGGGGAAGGCAGAGAGCGCUGUGACUGAGGCACACACUGCACACAGACCAGUACUGGAGGAACUGGUUUCAUUUCUUACAUUUCCUGCUUCCCCUGUACAAUACAAACACAACUGGGGCACAGAGCAAGAGACAGCAAGCGAGAGCAAGAGACAGACAGCUGGGGCACAGAACAAGAGACAGCAAGCAGGGAGCAAGAGACAGACACCUGGGGCACAGGAUAAGAGACAGCAAAGGAGGGCAAGAGACAGACUGCUGCGACACAGAACAAGAGAGAACAAGCGAGAGCAAGAGACAGACAACUGGGGCACAGAGCAAGAGACAGCAAGCGAGAGCAAGAGACAGACAGCUGGGGCACAGAACAAGAGACAGCAAGCGAGAGCAAGAGACAGACAGCUGGGGCACAGAACAAGAGACAGCAAGCGGGGAGCAAGAGACAGACACCUGGGGCACAGGAUAAGAGACAGCAAAGGAGGGCAAGAGACAGACUGCUGCGACACAGAACAAGAGAGAACAAGCGAGAGCAAGAGACAGACAACUGGGGCACAGAGCUAGUAGAGACAGCAAGCGAGAGCAAGAGACAGACAGCUGGGGCACAGAACAAGAGACAGCAAGCGAGAGCAAGAGACAGACAGCUGGGGCACAGAACAAGAGAGAACAAGCGAGAGCAAGAGACAGACAACUGGGGCACAGAGCUAGUAGAGACAGCAAGCGAGAGCAAGAGACAGACAGCUGAGGCAUAGAACGAGAGACAGCAAGUGAGAGCAAGAGACAGACAACUGGAGCACAGAGAUAGAGACAGCAAGCGAGAGCAAGAGACAGACAGCUGGGGCACAGAACAAGAGACAGCAAGCAAGAGCAAGAGACAGACAGCUGGGGCACAGAACAAGAGACAGCAAGCAAGAGCAAGAGACAGACAGCUGGGGCACAGAACAAGAGACAGCAAGCGAGAGCAAGAGACAGACUACUGCGACACAGAGCAAGAGACAGCAAGCAGGAACAAGAGACAGCAAGACAUAGACAACUGGGACACAGAAUAAGAGACAGCAAGAGAUAGGCAACUGGGACACAGAACAAGAGACAGAAAGCCAGAGUAAGAGACACACAAUUGGAACACAGAACAACAAGAGACAGCAAGCAAGAGACAGACAACUGGGCCACAGAAGAAGAGUGUAAGACAGCACUCUAAGGCAAGAGGCAACUAGGAAGGGAGUGUGGAUAAGAGAAAGAGACACCUGUGAGAGACAGCAUAGAGACAACGGAUCACAUACAGCGCCUGAUGAACAAGUGUUAGAUACUAGGAACUUGGACAUCGCUCAGAAGUCCAGAAAUGGACAAAGUGGAGACAGUCCCCCCUGAGACCCCAUCACCUGCCGACAGCGCAGAGCCCAAAUCACCAGUGGACGUCUUGUAUACGCAGGAGCCCCGAGCUGCCUUCACUCCACAGACCAUUGAUGUAGAGACAAAGCAGAGCCCUUCCAAAGAGGACUUCUUCAUAUUUAGGCCCUCGGUUGCCCAGCAGGCUAUACAGGAAAUUCAAAGCCAUUUAUCUCAGGAUGAGGACGGGGAACUGCAGAGCUCCUGGAUCCUGGCUCAGAUCAGCCACUGGGGCACAGAGCGUGAGGUCCUGGCGUUUAUCUGUAAUAAAUCCCUACUGAUCUGCUACUAUGAUUUUGUCGAGCUUGGUAGCUCGCGGGUGUUUCGUAUCCCUCUGAAUUACAUCGACACAUUGACCUGGGGACCUCUAUCGUAUCCUCGGAUGGCCCUCAACAAAAGGGACGUCUAUGCUCUCCAGGUGAAGUGGGACAAACUCCGAGAACCCCCUUCAUUGUUCUCCUGGUGGAACCCUUGGACUGAGGAUCUCUCGUACAUUAAUCUCAUCCAACACCCUGGAGAUACCACGGAAAAACACUUGAAAGACAUGUGCCAGCUGGAUAAAUUCAUGGAGCGCCUGGUGGAUAUGGUGAAGCUGGCCCAUGAGCGCAGUCCCCUCCCUGGUCGAGCCAAUGGGCUACUGGUCCUAAACAGGCCCGUGAACACAGACACUUCUCUGGGACUUCUCUCAUUGCUGAACAGCAAAGCCCGGCUGGGUUACGCCAAGCCAAGAUGGGGCUUUGGGUUCUGAGCAGUAAACGUGGACCUCUUGUAGAGUGGCACAGAAGAGAAAGAUCAUGGCGCCACUGGAUGUGACAUACAGCGACUCAGAGCAGUGGAUCGUGGAGACCGAAUCGUCCUGACAAACCGCACAAUGUGUCUGGGGGGAAGUUUUGAAUCAUUUCUCAGGUUCUCAAGGAUGCGACGUUGCCCGGAUUUAAAAAAAACAUCUUACAUCUUACAGACGUUACCUGGUCCUGCCUGUCGUUCUCUUCGCCUGCUUGGUACAUAAAGUGGUAUAUUCUGAAAAUGUCGCUAUUUCUCAAUAUUGCAAACUGCACUAUAUAAUAUAUUAGGAUUGUUAAGUUAAUAUGUAUUAAAGAUUAAAAAAAUGA
Messenger RNA from Pseudophryne corroboree (corroboree frog), 2657 nucleotides. Its product is annotated as tumor protein p63-regulated gene 1-like protein. Gene Ontology annotation, cellular component: cytoplasm. The transcript has 5 exons. Bases 1499 to 2293 code for a protein of 264 amino acids. NCBI's taxonomy places the organism in Eukaryota, Metazoa, Chordata, Amphibia, Anura, Myobatrachidae. The record is from RefSeq and is a predicted model, not a curated record.